CCUGAGCGCGCGCGUCAAUCACUUUCACCUGUGGUGUUUGUUUUAAGGACUAUUUCUUUUAAAGUUUUAAAGUCUUAAAAAUAGUAAUAAUACAGAGGAAAAAACGUGUGAAUCAUCUCAGCUGGAGGAUUAUUUUACUGUAAACUCUGUAGGGAAUUGUUAUUUUGGCAGUCGGAGUUUUGACCUUGAUUACGGUUAUUGAGAUAGACGUUAAUUCUCCGUGCAACGGUCAUUUUCUUUUUUAAAAUUUAAAAUUUAAUUAAAAAAAAAAAAUUGAACGAAGAGUAACGACAUGAACAGUGACAGGUAUCAUCUGAUAUCAGGCUGAUUUCCGGCGUGGUGUUUAGAGCGCACGAGCGGUAUCAGGGCGCGGGUAGUGCGGGGUUUGGGGCUGAUUAUGCUGCGCGUGCUGUGGCUGGCGGGCUGCUCGGUGCUGCUGGUCCUGACGGCCGGGUUCGACCCGGAGAGGUGCAGAAACUUACCGGUGUCUCUCAACGUGGUGCUGCUGGAGGAUGAAGAUUCACUGUGGAGCUUAAAGUAUGUCCGCAUCGCCGUGCUGAAAGCGAUCGAAGAGGAAAACCUGAUCAAUAACCAAACAGGCCUGAACUUCACAAUCAAGGGCAACUUCCGGGGUUUUAACACCACAUAUUACAGACGCCGGGGGUGCGGGAGCAGCACGUGUGAAGGAGUGGAGAUCCUCAAAUCAUUACAUAACACCAGUGGGGUCGGCUGUGCGAUGCUCGGACCGUCCUGUACGUAUGCCACGUUCCAGCUUGUCGAUCAGGAUGUGGGUUUGACUCUGACCAUACCUGUGAUAUCUGCGGGGAGUUUCGGCCUGUCCUGCGACUUCAAGGAAAAACUGACCCGUCUGCUGCCCCCGGCCCGGAAGGUCUCGAGCUUCUUUGUUUAUUUCUGGAACGUGACGGUUUCCAGACUCAAGCCGAAACGCUGGAAGACGGCUUACAUCUACAAACAGCAGACCAUCUCUGAGGAGUGUUUCUGGUACAUUAACGCGCUGGAAGCUUCGACGGCGGAGUUUUCCACGUUGAUCAAUAGGAAGGUGCUGCGCAGUAAAGACGACGUGUCUUCAGCUCUGGCUCUGACCGAUGCAGAGAGACACAGCAACAUUUUCAUCCUGUGUGGAGGCCCGGAUGACAUCAUCGCCGUUAAAAACGGGUCGUUUAUAAACAAGGACAUCGCCUUUAUCCUGAUAGACAUUUUUAAUCAUGAAUAUUACAUCAACAGAUCAUCGCAUGAUUUCAUGAGGAACGUCCUGGUGCUUACCAUGCACGAUGUCUGGAACUAUAGUCUGCCCGAUUGGCCAUUCAAUUCCACUUCUCUGAAUGAUUAUGUUGCAGGUUAUUAUGACAGCGUGGUUCUCUUUAGUCGGGUCAUGAGGAAGAUGUUACAGGGGCAGGGCUCGGGGAACAUCAUCAACUUCUCAAACGACAACCCCUUCCGAAACAUGUCCUUUGAGGGAUUGGGCGGUCGUUAUGAUUUGGAUGAAAAUGGAGACAGAAAUGUGAAUUUUUCAUUGAUGUACACAACUAGCACAAAUGAGUAUAAGGAAUUAUUUGUAUUCAACACGGCCAACAACAAGACCGAGCACAUCGAGGGUACCCAUGACCUGCCCUGGCCUGGGGGUCACCUGCCUGAUGACAUCCCUGCUCACAGCCUGGAGAUUCACGACAUUAUAAUGAUAGUACUUGGAAUCAGCGUAGUACUUGCUACUGCUAUUGCUUUUAUCUUCUACAGGCAGAACAGGAGGCAGCGCAACAAUCAGAAGAAAUGGUCUCAUCUAAACUCCGAACUCAUCACGCCCCUAGACAGCAGAGAGUCAAACUACAUCUCUCUCAAAAUCGAUGAGGAUAAGAGGAGAGACAGCACGUAUCAGAUACGGAGAGGACGCUAUGACAAGAAGCCCGUCAUUCUCAAAGAGCUGAAACAGACGGAUGGAAAUUUCUUGGAGGACCAGCGCAUUGAACUCAAUUCUCUCCUGCGAAUCGAUUACUAUAACCUCACAAAGUUCUAUGGCACGGUGAAGUACGAGUAUGGAGUGUUUGGCGUGUUUGAGUACUGCGAGAGAGGUUCUCUGAGGUACGUCCUCAGCGAUAAGAUCUCAUACCCAGAGGAGAGCUUUAUGGACCUGGAGUUUAAAAUCUCCGUCAUGUACGACAUCGCAAAGGGUAUGUCUUAUCUGCACUCCAGUAAUAUAGCGAUACACGGGAGACUCAAAUCCACCAACUGUGUGGUGGACAACCGCAUGGUGGUGAAAAUCACUGACUUUGGAUGCAACACUAUCCUGGCACCAGGCAAAGACCUGUGGACGGCUCCUGAACACCUGCGCAUGCUGGGGAUCUCCCAGAAAGGGGACGUCUACAGUUUCGCUAUAAUCGCUCACGAGAUCAUUCUGAGACAGUGUCCUUUCUACACUGAGAGCUGCUCUGAUGUGGCAGAGAAGUUGUACAGAGUUCAGUCUCCAUCUGGACCCACUGUCUUCAGACCUGACCUCAACUUUGAGACUGCUGGAGAGAAAGACGUGGAGAUGUAUGUUCUGAUUAAGAACUGUUGGGACGAGGAUCCCGAGAGGAGGCCAGACUUUAAGAAGAUUGAGAACUCUUUGGGCAAGAUCUUCAGUAACCUGCACGAUCAGGCCAACGCAAGCUACAUGGACAAUCUGAUCAGAAGGCUGCAGAUGUACUCACGCAACCUGGAGCAUCUGGUGGAGGAGAGAACCGCACUGUACAAGGCAGAGAGGGACCGAGCUGACCAGCUCAACUUCAUGCUGCUGCCUGGGCCUGUGGUGCGCUCACUGAAAGAGACGGGUUGUGUAGAACCGGAGUUGUUUGAUGAGGUCACUAUUUACUUCAGUGAUAUUGUGGGCUUCACGACGCUCUGCCACUACAGCACGCCCAUGGAGGUGGUGGACAUGCUGAACGACAUGUACAAGAACUUCGACAGCAUCCUCGACAGUCACGAUGUCUACAAGGUGGAAACGAUAGGUGAUGCGUACAUGGUGGCAUCGGGUUUACCCCGGCGGAAUGGUAACAGGCAUGCAGUGGACAUCUGUCUCAUGGCUCUGGAUAUUCUGGAGUUCAUGGGAACGUUUCAGCUGCGACACCUGCCGGGAAUACCGCUCUGGAUCAGGAUGGGUGUCCACUCAGGACCCUGUGCAGCAGGUGUUGUGGGAAAUAAAAUGCCACGUUAUUGUUUAUUUGGAGACACGGUGAACACUGCUUCACGAAUGGAGUCAACGGGACUGCCUCUAAGGAUCCACGUGAGCCAGUCCACAAUUAACAUCCUCCAGAGGACAGACUGUCAGUUUGAGUACGAGGCAAGAGGAGAGACCUUCCUCAAGGGUAAAGGAAAGGAGAUGACGUACUGGCUAAAAGGAGUAACAGGACAGAAGUACAACCUGCCCACUCCACCUACAGCAGAGAACUUCCAGCGGCUGCAGCAGGACCUGGCUGACCUGAUCAUCUCCACGCUUGCUAAACGAGGAAACGAGAUAAGAAAGACACUCUCCACACGCCAACGCAGGAGCCAGAGACCUGGCAGCGACGGCUUACCUGAGUACCUGCACCUUACGGACCCGAGCACUUACCUGUAGCGCUUUCUCUCUUUCUCACACACGCACGCACACACAAAACCCAAAAAAGUCAAUGGACAAUUGAGUAUAAAAUUAGGUUUAUAGUCCAAAUUCGGUUUUACAAUCGAACUGGUCUAACUCACAGUUUAGCUCAUCUCAUGUU
Molecule: messenger RNA, 3752 nt
Organism: Clarias gariepinus (North African catfish)
Lineage: Eukaryota; Metazoa; Chordata; Actinopteri; Siluriformes; Clariidae
Gene: gucy2ca
Product: guanylate cyclase 2Ca
Exons: 27
Coding region: 398-3610 (1070 amino acids)
Biological process (GO): receptor guanylyl cyclase signaling pathway; cGMP biosynthetic process; intracellular signal transduction
Molecular function (GO): protein kinase activity; guanylate cyclase activity; ATP binding
Source: RefSeq, a predicted model, not a curated record